AUGUUGCGCGUCCACUCCAAAAGCGCUUUUUCUUGCGAGAUCGAAGCUCCUAGUUCUUGUAAUUAUCGCAUAGAUGUCGAUUGUGAUCGGAUAAUAUGGACAUGUUGUGAAACACAGUAUUCUACCAGGCGUGAGUUCCUGGCGCAUCGAAUGAGUAACCAUCUUGCUGAGUUCGUUGACGGUUCCCCUAUAAGUGAAUAUCAGGAGUGCCAGCCUGCUCCACAUCCGAACGAAUCGCCUGACAGCAACAUUGAUUCCGGUGCCGAGAUUGGUAUGGAAAAUACCGACGGCAGUUCAAUGUAUAUGGAUCAGAUGGAAUCCACAUCGGAUGGCAUUAUGCAGGUUGUUGUUCCUGAGGAGAUCAUGGGAGACGGCGGAGACUUCUAUGUUGUAAUCGACAAUAAUGAGCAUUUGAAUGGUGAAGGUGUGAAUGAGCAGUUAAGCAAUGGCCAACAGCACCUGCAAAUGCAUCCCGAUCAAAGGCUCUCAUCGUCUAAUCUUUUGCAAGAAAUUCUCAUUGAUGAGCACCAUGAGAAUGGAGGAGCAUUCGUUGAAAUUACCGCUGAGCAAUACCAACAGCUGCGGUUACAGUAUGGUGACAGCCUUGUUGACAUGGAUGUAAUAUAUGUAAAUGAUGAUGUCACUAAAAACGAGUUGGUGCAAGAUUCGGAUGACCGUCCAGCAGAAGCUCUCCACAGCUGA
This is a messenger RNA of Ostertagia ostertagi, 702 nucleotides long. The record is from the annotation of a GenBank genome assembly. NCBI's taxonomy places the organism in Eukaryota, Metazoa, Nematoda, Chromadorea, Rhabditida, Trichostrongylidae.